CUUAUUAAAAUCUGCUGCGUCGUCCGUCGUCGUCUUCUUCCUCCUCUUCUUUUUCUUCCUGUGGUACUUGUAAGCGUCAUGGGUGUGCGAGAUUUGCGCUUGUUUCUAUUAUUUGCGCUACCCUUGGCCUUCGCCGGCUUAUUCUUUGGCGGCGUUUAUUCGUACAACCGCCCGCCUGUGUGCAAGAUUCUCUCUGAUCAUGUUCCUCACUCGUAUGGAGAUGAUCAUAAUCCUGUUUCCCCUCAACAGGUGCACAUAUCUUUGGUUGGCGAGGACAAAAUGAGGAUUUCAUGGAUUACCAAAAUCUCCACCCCGGCAACAAUAGAAUAUGAGAAGAAGAAAGCCCCUUGUAUUGAUGGGUUCUUGGAGAUAUCUGAUAAUAUGUUGGGUAGAGGGGGUUCUGAGAAAUUGGAGGGUUUUUCAGAGAAUGGAGUUGAUAGUUUAGGCAGUGCUUCAUCCAUCUUCCCUGUUUCAGAAACACCAUGUUCUAUACCUCAUGGGCAACUGCACAGUAGAAGCCCUCAACUUCUGUGUGGAAGGGUCUGGACAGAAGUUCUUGGUCCUUGCCCAUGGCUUCGGCACCGACCAAUCUGUCUGGAAAGGCAUUCUCCCCUCCUUCGACCCUUACUACCGCGUCAUUCUCUAUGACAGAGACGGAAUAGCUGCUGUGGGCACAACGAUCCACUCCAACGAUAUCGAGAAUAUUCAGCAAGUCGUCAACGUAGGAAUCGAGAGUGGUGUAGCGUUGAAAAUCGAAGUAAUCUCGUGUAGUAAUCUUCAUAGUUUUAAUGUGUGUAAGGCCGAGCUGUCAUGUUCUCAUUUUUUGGCUGUUAAAGGGCUGAAAUCAGCCCGGCCGCUCCAAAGCGGUUCUGCCUUCUUUAAAAUGCAUUCGCUUCCAAAUGCACAGAGUAUUACUGUUUUCGCCUCGAAGCCAUCCAUCCACGUUGCCCAUUUCUUUUCUAAUGCUGAAGUUGGUGGCCCCGGUACUAUUGGGCCUGAAAGAAUCACGGGCUUUCUAAUUUGUGCUUCCAGAUAGUCACAGUAAAUCCCUUCCAUCUCCCUGCAGGCUUUGAAAACGAGAGCAUCGCAAUCUGUGUAAGAGAUCAUUAGGCGUUCCACGAAUGAUAUGCCUCCUUGGCCAUCUUUCUUCACCGUUACAAGGGUUAGUGCUUCUCGGGAUUCAUGGGCACUUAGCUUUAUCGAAGAAGGUGGGAAACUCGGCGGAGGUGCUUUAAGAUUGACCUCUGUUAAGUGUUUCUCAAUGAGUUUCCUUUCUGGGCUAAUCAAAUACCCCACGGCUGGAGGGCCAACAACUGAAAGACAUAUAGCCUUGAUGCGUAGGCGGCGAGCCAAGGAUGGUAACCAGUGAGCCAAAUCGUAAAAUACGAAAUGGGGCCUGAUGUCACCCAGAGAGGAUUCAAUUGUGGGUUCAGUGAGGUCGAAGGCAGUGAAGAGGAGGGAAACCAAUGAGCGAGGAAUAGCUGCCGUUAUUUCAGUACCAGAAGGGAGGCCAUCUACGUGCGGAACUGUGAUUGGGAUGAAAGAUAUGAGGUCUUUGUGCAGAUUAAGAGGCUCCAGCUUAGUCUGAGUUUUGGUUGGCAAGAAGAAAGAGAUUUUGCGGCCUCUCUCAGCAAGUUUGUUGGCGGUGUGCAUGAACUAGUUCAGGUGGCCUACGGCGAGCCAUGGGUACAUGGCUAUGUGAAGGGGGGCCUCGGAGCUCAUAUUUGCUGCAAAACCCACAAAUUAAAUACAAGUUCAAGAAUCACGAACAGAAACUGUUAAAAAGUGCUUGAUCCUGAAAAGAAGAAGCUGGGAGCAGACCGUAUACCUCCGAUCACAAACAACUUCAGAAAUUUUUUGGACGAUAAAAUAAUAAAAAUAUCAGGUACGUAGUUUUAUAUUAAAUACAUUUCAUCGACUCCAUUUGAUAUGAAAGUAUCCUGGGCGCUAUAGAACUGUCUCGUCACUUCCGAGGGAAUACUGUCGGUGAUGGGCUUUUCUUGCAUCCGUUCCGCUUCGGUCCGGCGGAGGGAACCUCCGUAUAGAGACAAAUGUGGCGAUCGAAUGGCAUGAGGUGAAACGUGGGGCACCUUUUGACAACGAAGCCUUUACAAAGGAUGAUGAUUACGGUAUCUUCAAUGGCUGCCAUAAUGGUUGUGAAAUUUCGACACCUACGGAGUCAGCGACAGUAGCUAUUCCCUUGCAUCUGUUCCGCUUGGGUCCAGUGAAGGCUCGAAUUCCUUGUAAAGACAAAAGUGGGUUCCCCACCACCUUGAGCGAAUCUACAGCAUGAAAAACCUUCAUGCUGUGAAACGUGGACAAGACAAUGAAUUUUGCUAUUUAUAAAUUUUAUACAUCAUACAUUAUAUAA
Molecule: messenger RNA, 2371 nt
Organism: Carya illinoinensis
Lineage: Eukaryota; Viridiplantae; Streptophyta; Magnoliopsida; Fagales; Juglandaceae
Exons: 3
Coding region: 79-648 (189 amino acids)
Molecular function (GO): metal ion binding; acid phosphatase activity
Source: RefSeq, a predicted model, not a curated record